This is a messenger RNA of Marmota flaviventris (yellow-bellied marmot), 2222 nucleotides long. RefSeq names its product ATPase Na+/K+ transporting subunit beta 1 (gene Atp1b1). Gene Ontology annotation, molecular function: ATPase activator activity. NCBI's taxonomy places the organism in Eukaryota, Metazoa, Chordata, Mammalia, Rodentia, Sciuridae. The record is from RefSeq and is a predicted model, not a curated record. Gene Ontology annotation, cellular component: sodium:potassium-exchanging ATPase complex. Gene Ontology annotation, biological process: intracellular potassium ion homeostasis; sodium ion export across plasma membrane; intracellular sodium ion homeostasis.
CGCUCCUGCCUCCGCUCCUCCACCGCGCGUCUAGCACUCAGAGAGCCGCAGCGGCAGCGGCGCGUCGAGCCUGCGGAGAGCCGGGCCCGGGCGCCGAGUGGCAGCCGGAGAGGACACCAGGGCGCACGCCGCAGUCACCCAUCCGCAGCCUCCGGCGCGGCUGACCCGCCACCAUGGCCCGCGGAAAAGCCAAGGAAGAGGGCAGCUGGAAGAAAUUCAUCUGGAACUCGGAGAAGAAGGAGUUUCUGGGCAGGACCGGUGGCAGUUGGUUUAAGAUCCUUCUGUUCUACGUGAUAUUCUAUGGCUGCCUGGCCGGCAUCUUCAUUGGAACCAUCCAAGUGAUGCUGCUCACCAUCAGUGAAUUUAAGCCCACGUACCAGGACCGGGUGGCCCCACCAGGAUUAACACAGAUUCCUCAGCUCCAAAAGACUGAAAUUUCCUUUCGCCCUAACGAUCCCAAGAGUUAUGAGGCCUACAUGCUGAACAUGAUGAGGUUCCUGGAGAAGUACAAAGAUGCGGCCCAGAAGGACGACAUGAUUUUUGAAGACUGUGGCAGUGUUCCCAGCGAACCCAAAGAACGAGGAGAAUAUAACCAUGAACGAGGAGAGCGAAAGGUCUGCAGAUUCCGACUUGAAUGGCUGGGAAAUUGCUCUGGACUCGAGGAUGACACUUACGGCUACAAAGAUGGCAAGCCCUGCAUCAUCAUAAAGCUCAACCGAGUUCUGGGCUUCAAGCCAAAGCCUCCCAAGAACGAGUCCCUGGAGAGUUACCCAGUGAUGAAGUAUAAUCCAAAUGUGCUGCCUGUUCAGUGCACUGGCAAACGAGACGAAGAUAAGGAUAAAAUCGGGAACGUGGAGUAUUUUGGCCUGGGCGGCUACGCUGGCUUUCCUCUGCAGUAUUAUCCCUACUACGGCAAGCUCCUGCAGCCCAGGUACCUGCAGCCCCUGUUGGCCGUGCAGUUCACCAACCUCACCUUGGACACUGAGAUUCGCAUUGAGUGUAAGGCAUAUGGGGAGAACAUUGGGUACAGUGAGAAAGACCGUUUUCAGGGACGCUUUGAUGUAAAAAUUGAAGUUAAGAGCUGAUCACAAGCACAAAUCUUUCCCUCUAGCCAUUUAAUAAGUUAAAAAAGAUACAAAACAAAACCUACUAGUCUUGAACAAACUGUCAUACGUAUGGGACCUACACUUAAUCUAUAUGCUUUACACUAGCUUUCUGCAUUUAAUAGGUUAGAAUGUAAAUUUAAAGUGUAGCAAUAGCAACAAAAUAUUUAUUCUACUGUAAAUGACAAAAGAAAAAUAAAAAUUGAGCCUUGGGACGUGCCCAUUUUUACUGUAAAUUAUGAUUCCGUGACUGACCUGUAGUAGCAGUGUUUCUGGCCCCUGAGUGUUGCUGCCUUGUGUAUUUUAUUUAGUGUACAGUACUGUAGGUGCAUACUCUGGUCGUUUUUCAAGCCAUGUUUUAUCAUAUCUGUUUUCUACUUUAUGUGAGCAAGGUUACUGUCCAAGGUGUAAAUAUUCAAUGGGAAUAAAACUGGCAUGGUACUUUUUUUUCUCAGUUUGGCUCUUUCAAGGAUAAUGGCCCAUCAGUGAGCAUUUUUAACACACUCCAUAGUCUUUUCCUGUGAUGUUAGGUCUUGAUUUUUUCCCCCUGGGGCUGGGGGUGGGCUGUCAUGGGGAACUGCCCUUUACAUUUUACAUGACACUACAGAAAAACACAAGAAGGUGAUGGGUUGUGCUGUGCUUCAUAGCGAACGCCAUCUUGACCUCCUUGCCUUGUCCUCCAGCGAGCUCUGAAGCUGUCUGAGACCCAGGCCUGCACGCUCUGCCAAGGGGCAGGGCUCAUUUGCUUGUGCAUUUUCUUUCUUUCUUUUUUUUUCCUUUCCUUUCUCUGGAGGCAUCACAUGCUGGUGCUGUGUCUUUAUGAAUGUUUUAACCAUUUUCAUGGUGGAAGGAUUUUAUAUUUAUGCAGUUGUACAAUUUUAUUUUUUUCUGCAAGAAAAAGUGUAAUGUAUGAAAUAAACCAAAGUCACUUGUUUGAAAAUAAAUCUUUAUUUUGAACUUUAUAAAAAGCAAUGCAGUACCCCAUAGACUGGUGUUAAAUGUUGUCUACAGUGCAGAUCCAUGUUCUAACAUAUGUAAUAAUUGCCAGGAGUACAGUGCUCUUGUUGAUCUUGUAUCAGUCAGGUUAAAACAACGGACAAUAAAAGAAUGAACACAUUC